AUGUGGAAUGGUACCCCUUCACGACCAUCUUUAUGUGGGGUCCGCUCUUGUAUGCUGCCACGCUCCUCCUUCACCAGUAUCUCCGACUACGGCCACAUCCCCCGCCCUCCCUCUGCUGGAUUCUCCCCUUGGUGGCUUCUACGUGCCGUGUAUAGCGGUAGCAUGCACCUGAAGUUCUACGAGGCCGGCCAAAAAUACGGAUCUCUUGUUCGCAUCGGUCCAAACGACCUUGUGACGAGCGACCCGGACCUCAUGAAGCGUAUGCUCGGCGUGCGCACCAAGUACACGCGUUCAGACUGGUACAACGCGAUGCGACUGGAUCCGAGACACGACAACUAUUCUGGCAAAGAAGUAGUCGAACUUGAAGCCAAGAUCGACGAAAGCGUCCUUCGACUCAUGUCAAUGAUCGAUACGUAUGCUUCUCAAGAUAAAAGGUUCGACUUCGGCCUGAAGGCGCAGUACUUCACGCUCGACGUCAUUUCAGAUCUUGCAUUCGGCAAGCCGUUCGGCGAUCUGGCUUCCGAUUCGGACGUUUAUGACUACAUUCACACGACGGAACAAAGCAUGCCGAACAUCGUCGUCGCGGCCGUUCUGCCCUCUCUACUCCAUGUGUUAUCGUGGCCUCUGCUUCGGCGGCUGAUGCCUUCGGAAAAUGAUGCCACCGGGUUCGGAAGGCUGAUUCGGAUGGCGAAGGAAAUCGCCGGCGAGCGCUUCGGGCCAAGCAAGAAGACGAGGCAAGACAUGCUUGGCUCUUUCGUAGCACACGGCCUGACGCAAAAAGAGGCGUCUUCGGAAAUCCUCAUGCAAAUACUCGCUGGAUCGGACACGACGGCCACGGCCAUCCGAGCUACGCUGCUUCACCUCAUCACCAACCCACGAGUGCUCGCGACACUUCGUGCAGAGAUCGAGCGCUU
Molecule: messenger RNA, 914 nt
Organism: Colletotrichum godetiae
Lineage: Eukaryota; Fungi; Ascomycota; Sordariomycetes; Glomerellales; Glomerellaceae
Product: cytochrome P450
Exons: 5
Molecular function (GO): heme binding; iron ion binding; monooxygenase activity
Source: RefSeq, a predicted model, not a curated record